Messenger RNA from Oldenlandia corymbosa var. corymbosa, 1275 nucleotides. The record is from the annotation of a GenBank genome assembly. Lineage: Eukaryota; Viridiplantae; Streptophyta; Magnoliopsida; Gentianales; Rubiaceae.
AUGGGUUCUCUUUCUGGUUUCCCCUGUUCUUUAUUUUUAGUACUGGUGUUAUUAGAACUGUUGUUACUCCAUGCACAAUCGAAAACACACCCGGAUGAUGUAGAAGUACUGAAACAGAUCAAAGAAAGCGUCGACCCGAAAUCAGUGAACCCGGGUUCUUGUUUAGGUUCAUGGGAUUUUCAAGUAGACCCCUGUGACAGCGUUUUCAGCGACAAAUUCAUCUGCGGGCUCAGGUGCGACGUUGUUUCACCGGAGGGAAGCCGAGUCACCGAACUGACUCUUGACCAGGCGGGUUAUUCCGGCUCAUUGAGCUCCAUUUCCUGGAACUUACCGUACCUUCAGAAGCUGGAUUUAUCAGGGAACUACUUCACCGGAGCAAUCCCGGAAUCGUUCUCGCAGUUACCACAGCUUCAGCAACUGGGUCUAUCCCGGAAUUAUUUCUCAGGUUCAUUGCCGGAAUCUCUUGGCGCUCUUUCAAGUCUCCAGGAGCUGUACAUCGACAAUAACAACCUUGAAGGCCCAAUCUUGUCAAGUUUCAACGCAUUAUAUAAUUUAACAAGGCUCGAGCUCCAAGGCAACAAGCUCAGCGGCGCGUUUCCUGAACUUAGCCAGCUCAACAGCCUCAAUGUCAUCGACGUCAGCAACAAUGCCAUCUCCGGCGAGCUCCCGGCGAACUUCCCGGCGUCCCUGGUCGAGCUUUCCAUGAGGAACAACAGCUUGGUCGGAGCCAUUCCGGCGAGCUUGAGCAACGUGGUGUACUUGCAAGUCUUGGACCUGAGCCACAACGGAUUCGGCGGCAUAGUUCCGGCGAGUUUGUUCACUCACCCCUCACUGGAACAGUUGACUCUGUCGUUCAACGAGCUGGAAGCGGUUGAGGCUCCGGGAGAUUCGGGUGUGAACAGCCAGCUGAUAGCCGUUGACUUGAGUAAUAACAUGAUCCGUGGGUUUUUACCCGGGUUCAUGGGCUUAAUGCCCAGAUUAUCGGCGUUAUCACUGGAAAACAAUCAGUUCUGGGGGAUGAUUCCGGCCGAAUACGCGGUGAAGGUUAUGCUGAGUCCGGGUCAAGAGGUGGCACAAUUUGAGAGGCUGUUGCUAGGCGGGAACUAUCUAUUCGGAGCCAUCCCGGGUCAGUUCUUGGGGUUGAAACCGGGUUCGGUCACGAUUAACCUGGGUGAUAAUUGCUUGUACCGAUGCCCCUUGAGAUUGUUCUUUUGUGAUGGUGGGCAGCAGAAGUCUUUAAUGCAAUGCAAGGCCUUUGCCCCAUUCAUUCCGUAA